Messenger RNA from Gymnogyps californianus (California condor), 3485 nucleotides. RefSeq names its product sphingosine-1-phosphate receptor 3 (gene S1PR3). Gene Ontology annotation, molecular function: sphingosine-1-phosphate receptor activity. Bases 171 to 1496 code for a protein of 441 amino acids. Gene Ontology annotation, cellular component: membrane. Lineage: Eukaryota; Metazoa; Chordata; Aves; Accipitriformes; Cathartidae. The record is from RefSeq and is a predicted model, not a curated record. Gene Ontology annotation, biological process: G protein-coupled receptor signaling pathway. The transcript has 2 exons.
UUGCAAGCCACUCUCCUGAAUUAAUAUGCGAGGCUUGCUGGAGCCGGGGAUACACGCUGCCUGGCCAGAGGAAUGCUUGGAGGAACGUAGCUUGAUCUCCCUCUUGUGGAAAAUUAUCGGAACUAAAUUCUUGUGAUACUAAAGAAGAAAAGUCCAGCAUCGGUGAACAAAUGAUGGCAGCACUUACUGUGCCACCUGAUGCUCUUGUCGUCCCUCAUGGAAAUGAAGAGAUGGACUCUCUGAUUGUACUGCAUUAUAAUUACACAGGGAAGUUUAUUUUAAGGGAAAAGGCAACUGAUAACAUAGACCUGCCCACUAUUGCAUUUCUGAUCCUGUGUAGUUUCAUAGUCCUGGAAAACUUGAUGGUGUUGAUUGCCAUAUGGAAAAACAAUAAAUUUCACAACCGCAUGUACUUUUUUAUUGGCAAUCUAGCUCUCUGUGAUCUUUUAGCCGGGAUUGUUUACAAAGUAAACAUUCUUAUGUCUGGGAAGAAAACUCUGAGCUUGUCCUCCACAAUCUGGUUUAUUAGGGAAGGCAGCAUGUUUGUUGCCCUGGGAGCGUCCACUUUCAGCUUACUAGCAAUAGCUAUUGAGCGGCAUUUGACCAUGAUUAAAAUGAGGCCUUACGAUGCAAAUAAAAAAUACAGAGUGUUCCUUCUCAUUGGUACAUGCUGGCUUAUUUCAAUUUCCUUGGGUGCCUUACCCAUCCUCGGCUGGAACUGUAUAAACAACUUACCAGAUUGCUCAAUGAUUUUGCCUCUAUACUCCAAGAAUUAUGUUGUGUUCUGCGUUAGUAUCUUCAUAGCCAUUUUGGUUGCCAUUGUCAUCCUUUAUGCCCGUAUCUACAUCCUGGUAAAGUCCAGCAGUCGUAAUGUCACUAACCACAGUAACUCGGAGCGGUCCAUGGCGCUCCUUAGGACUGUCGUGAUCGUUGUUAGUGUCUUCAUUGCCUGUUGGUCUCCUCUGUUCAUCCUGUUCCUCAUCGAUGUGGCCUGCAGAGUCAAGGAGUGCUCUAUCUUGUACAAAGCCAACUGGUUUAUUGCUCUGGCGGUCAUCAAUUCUGCAAUGAACCCCAUCAUCUACACUCUGGCCAGUAAGGAGAUGCGUCGGGCUUUCUUUCGCCUUGUUUGUGGCUGCCUGGUGAAAUCCAAGGUGGCCAGAUCUUUGCCUAUUCAGCCCACGCCAGAUCACAGUCGAAGUAAAUCCAGCAGCAGCAAUACCCAGAAGCCAAAGGAAGAUUUCCCACCGACGAAUGUUCCCUCGUGUAUCGCUGAGAAAAAUGAAUCUUCAUUUCACAACGGAAACUUCUGCACUACCACAGCAUGGGAUUGUGUUAGAAAUUCUCCCUGGGAAGAAUUUCAGCCAGUGGGACAAGAUCCCAUUUUCUGGCAAUGGGACCCUGCGCUCCUACCGUCUCCAGGCACUUUUGCAGACACAAGAGGGAAGAUACGGUACAACAAGGAUCAUGCUGAAGGGCAUAUCUCCAUUUAUACCUGACCCUGCCUUGGAUCUGGAAUGAAAGCCUGUUUAGUUCGGAAGACCUGGAGCCCCAGACUUACUCUUUUAAGAGGCUGUUCCAGAGAAACCUGUAUGAAAACAACUUUAUGGUUCAUCACUGCCUUACCAACCUCAGUACAGGAUGGUGUUCAGCAUCAAAGGGAUUCCCUGAGACCUAGAGCAGUUAAGACUUCAUGAACAUCUGGUUUCAAGUCCCCAUGGAAGUGGCCCGUGGUACGUCCAUCAAUAGUACUUCAUGGCUGGAGGCUUCAGUGGAGGUUGACAGGAAACUCUGAGACUAGUUCCCAUUGUCUUUCAGUAAGAAUGUAAGCAUCUAACUUUAUUGGGCUCUUUCAAAGAUUUGUGUUUAAUGUCUCAAACCACACCUUGCCUUAUGCACAAUCAGAAGUAGUUCAGGCUUUUUUAAUACACAGCCUGAAAGAGCUCAUCCUUAGCUUUACUCUGGUCUUAAUCAUUUAAAGCAGCAGCAUUAGACUCUUCCCAAGUAUGUACAGUGUAUAAGUUGUGUAAUGUGUGUAGCAAAAGCCUUUAAAAUGUAGAGGUUUGCAUUGUGAUUAUCUUUUACAAUUUAACAGUCUGCUUAUAAAUGUUUUAUGCUGUUAGAAAAGUGUAAGAACAAAGAAAAACUGUAUUUGAAUGAAAUAACUGUGAAAAAGAGUAGUAAAUAUGAAAUAAUUUCUACCAAAAAUGUUGAAAAGCAGUGCACUUAGAGAAGAAGAAAAAGCUAAACUAAGCUAAGCAUGAUAUAACUAUAUGAACUGCAAAUACAGGCUGGGUCAGCAGCUCUGUAGCUUUGUGAGAAAUAGAACUGGUGACAUUGCGUUGCCAUGGCUUGCUUAGGUUUUUAGAUCUUACAGUGCUAUUUGGCUGUAUUUUCAGUGUGGAAGUUCUCCCCUGAAGUUCUGUCUUUGAAAACUGUCAGCUAAAAUAUUUGUGUAGUUCUAAAUGUUAGUUCACGAGGUGGUGGCACGUGGCAGCAUUCCUUGCUAUUGUAGAGCAGAAAAGCCUUAGCAACACAACGGUUUGAGAAAACAUUGUGGCUACCCCACACCAACUCUCAUCUCAAGGAUGUUACAUGAUUCUCACUAUUUAGGUGAAAAAAUGAGUAUUUUUAAUAGCCAAAGUCCAAGAAUAUGCACAUAAAAGUGAGUUUUAACAUCUGGAUUCUAGCCUUAGCUAUUGUCAGAGUUGAUCCAAGGUACAAGUAAUGCAAGCAACUCCACUGUUGGAGGCCAUGUGAUUGUGUGUCAGUACAAAAACCUUUCACUCUUCUUUGAUUUUCUUCUCUUAUUUUGGAGCUGUGGGGAUAUUUUGUUAGUUCACUACCCUGCUGUACUUGAAGCAGGCUCCUAAGAUUCAUGGGUUCACUUGUAACACUGAUAAUAUAAUUUACAAAGUACUUAUGACUGAAGAGGAAAAAACUGUUGUGGAUACAGUCUUCAGUGGGUACAUCUCACUCGGACAUAUUAGGUAAAGCACAGAUUCUGGAAGAUUUCAGAGCAAAAUUUUAAAGUAGGGCAAGUCAAGGGCUUAACAGCAGUGGACUAUAAACAACAGGAAGAUGUCCUGUCCUUGAAGCUGGAAAAAGAUGGAGAAUAGCUUCUUUCACCCUAAAAUAUUAGAAAAUUCCUUAAAAUACAUCCCAGAAUCCAAGCUUUUUAUCAUCUAGGCUGAUUUGAACAUACAAGAAACUGAAUCAGGUCUCCCUUUCCCAAUUGGUUUUACGUGGAGCAAAAGCUACAAAGGAGAUUAACAAUUCAUUCAUAUUAUUUCAUUAAUUGGAAUAUUUAUUUUGGUUCUGGAUUACAAAAGAAAUGCAAAUCAAACCACCUAAGGAGAAAAAAAAGCUUUCACAAGAUGUUUUCCAAGAUUCUUUUACUGCCAACAGUUUUACAGAGUAUUUUCAACUCAUUAGGUACCAUAAACAUUUUGAAAACUUUUAAUUAAAUCUCAAACCUUUGAACCGAA